This is a messenger RNA of Suillus paluster, 3753 nucleotides long. RefSeq lists its product as uncharacterized. The transcript has 8 exons. NCBI's taxonomy places the organism in Eukaryota, Fungi, Basidiomycota, Agaricomycetes, Boletales, Suillaceae. Gene Ontology annotation, molecular function: DNA-binding transcription factor activity, RNA polymerase II-specific; RNA polymerase II transcription regulatory region sequence-specific DNA binding; zinc ion binding. The record is from RefSeq and is a predicted model, not a curated record. Gene Ontology annotation, cellular component: nucleus. The coding region runs from base 75 to 3386 and encodes 1103 amino acids. Gene Ontology annotation, biological process: negative regulation of transcription by RNA polymerase II.
GCUUGAGCUUAUAUUUCACAUAGAUUAUCGUCGAGGAGCAUAUAGAGCCCUUUUAUUAUACCAGUCCCUAUCGCAUGGAAUCAUCCACACCUGGAACUACAAUCCAACAGAGCCAAGCACCUGAUUCAGCCAAUCCAAGCUCAAAUCCACGCAGACACCACUAUCGUCGCAAUCGUCCCCAAACUCGCGUACCUCCAACAGAUGCAGCCAGCUCAGAUGGCGUAGCUACUCCGGAGACAGAUGUUACAGGCGCCAGGCCACCUCACCGAAAUGUAAAUCAGAACAGAUCUGGUAAUCGCGAGCAGGGAAGCUCAAAACCCCGUAUAAGUAGACCGCCUGGCGCUUCUCAGACCGCUGGAUCCACUUCUCUUGCAGGCGAUGGACCCCUUCUACCGAGGAAGAGUCGUCCUCUAAAACGUCCCCAGGCAACGAGCGUUGCGAAUGAACCAAUUGUCAUUGAAUCUGCUCAAACUCAACCUCAAUCGCAGUCUAAGCGUCCAUCCCGGCGUUCCAAAUUCAAUGCAUCACUUUCUGAACCGGCCCCGCUAGCUAGUGAUGUCAAGCCUCAAGCUAAAGCCCAUCUCUCACUAAAAGCUUCUGCGCUGCCUAAGAAAGCCAAGCCUCCAAGACCUAAGCUACCUCCCGCUGAUGACCUCACUUCGACUCUUACUCACGCUCUCAGCACUCAUCCUUAUCCUGACUGCCCAAUCUGCUUCAAUUCUAUUCGCCCAGAACAGCCUACAUGGUCCUGCUCUUUCUCUGAUCCCUCCGAGAAUCUCCAGUGUUGCUGGACUACAUUUCACCUCAAGUGUAUUCGAGCUUGGGCAAGCAAAAGCGUCAAGGACCUCGAAGACGCAUGGCGCAUUCGUGGAGAGGAACGUACCGGCGAAUGGAGAUGUCCUGGCUGUCAAGCCAAACGUGAGCGCGUACCAUCUAGCUAUUUAUGCUUUUGUCAUCGCGUCACAAAUCCAACACCUACACGCCUCGUCACUCCCCACAGUUGCGCGUAUCCCUGCUCUCGCGAACGUGCUUCCGCUUGUGGUCACGGCUGUCCCCUUUCAUGUCAUCCUGGUCCCUGUCCACCAUGCGCCGUAACCGUCCGCAAGGGCUGCUGGUGUGGACGCCAAGUCUCAACCAUCCGUUGCUCGUCCUUGGCGUCUCCAAAUUUACCCAGCGGUGUCUCGUGUGGCGUCACUUGCAGCAAACCCUUGUCAUGUGGGAAUCCCCAGCAUACAUGUGCUCAGGUUUGCCAUCCGGGUGAGUGUAAGCCCUGCGGCGUGGCUGAGGUCGUCGCUUGUUAUUGUGGGAAAGAAGAGAAGGAAGUCCCGUGCGGUGAUAGGAAAGGUUGGGUGGUUGUAUGCGCUGUUGAGGGAGAGGUGGGCUGGGAGGGCCAAUAUGAGUGCGAUGGUGUGUGCGAUAGACCUUUCGCAUGCGGGGUACACACCUGCGAGAAAGGAUGUCACCCUCCAUCAUUCACGCCUCCAAGGUGUCCGCUCGAUCCAUCCAUCAUGCAAACCUGUGCCUGCGGCAGGUUUGCUCUUCCCACUGUCGAGCAACACGAUCGCUAUACCCACCAACGACUGGAAUCGAUCACCACUCCCAAAUCCGAUGCCAGCGGCAAGGACAUUGCAUAUUUCCUCGGGCCCCGCACAUCCUGUACAGUCCCCAUUCCCACCUGCCAGCAGCGCUGCAUCAAAAUGUUACCCGACUGCUCACACCAGUGCGGUGUGAGUUGUCAUAUCGGACCCUGCCCGCCUUGCACAGAACUCGUGGAACGCACCUGUCGGUGCGGUACGACCAAGAAGAUGGUCAAGUGCGGCGAAGUAAUCGAAACCAACGAUGGUGAUGAAACUGGGGAGGUUCUUUGCGAUCGUGCGUGCCAAGCCCUACGUACAUGCGGACGUCACCGAUGCAACCGCAUCUGCUGCCCCCUCGCAUCGCUCGCUGCUGCCCAGAAAGGCAAAGGCAAGAAACGUGCUGGCUUAAUGGACGAACUCGGUGCUGAGGAAGGCGGGCUGCAUGAGUGCGACCUUUCAUGUGGAAAGAUGUUGAGCUGUGGGAACCACCGAUGCGAGCGAAAGGACCAUCAGGGCCUAUGUGGGGUGUGUUUUCAGAGCGCAUAUGAGGAUCUCAUAUGCCCGUGUGGGCGAACGGUCAUAGAACCACCGAUUCCAUGUGGUACGGUAAUGACUUGCAGUUAUCCGUGCGCAAGGCCUCCUCCAUGUGGUCAUUCACGCAUCCCACAUGCCUGUCAUGAGGGCGUCAUCAUCGCUGGUGCGGACCCAAGCCAACCAGUGGAGGAAUCUUCUUGCCCGCCGUGUCCAUUCCUCACCAGCAAGCAGUGUGCUUGUGGGAAGAAGUUGGUUGAUAAUAUACGGUGUGCGCAGGAGCGAGUGAGCUGUGGCACUGUAUGCGGAAAACAACUGGCCUGCGGUUUCCAUCAUUGUGAACGCCUGUGCCAUGCAGACGAUUGUGGUACGUGUACCGCUGUAUGCGGCAAGUCUCGCAAAUCAUGUCUACCAGCCCAACACCCAUGCACCCAAACAUGCCAUGCCCCCGCAGCAUGCCCAGAAACCGAAGCCUGUCUCGCGCUCGUGACUCUCACCUGUCCCUGCGGCCUCCUCCGCUCCUCCGUCCCAUGCUCCCAAACAUCCUCGACUGCGAAGCUCAAAUGCACGGGCGAAUGUGCAAUCAAGAAACGUAACGAACGCCUCGCAGAAGCUCUUGGCAUCAGCCCUGAGAAGCGUGAAGGUAUGCAAGCUAAAGUCACGUAUAAUGAAGACCUGGUGGCUUUUGCGAGGGCGUACGGCAAGUUUGUAGCCCUGGUGGAGAAGACAUUUGCAGAUUUCGUGGUUUCUGACAAACGCACGCAAGUCCUGCCACACAUGCCCCCCGACCGACGUAAAUUCGUACACGAUCUUGCGUCUAUCUACCGCAUGGAUACACAGAUGGUCGAUCAAGAACCUCAUCGGAGCGUACAGCUACUGCGGCGCAUCGACACACGCAUCCCGAACCCACUCUUAUCUGCAUCCCUCCCAUCGCCAUCGCCUGCAGGGUUGGGCAAGCUCGCUGAUUUACGCGCUCCGAAACCUGUAUCCAGCAUGACAAGUGGAGGUGCAGGGUGGGCCCAAUCAAAGGGUGCAGAACCAGGGGGGAGGUGGACGGCAGUUGUUACUCGCCCUGGGUCUGGGAGUUCAUCGCCUGCACCUGGUGCGUCCUCGAGCCCGGGAGGAACUCAAGUUGGUGCUGCCACUUUGAGCUUGAAGCCGAGUGGUGGAGCGUGGGUGUCGUCUGCAGUGCAGCGUGCGAGGGACGCGGCUAGUCAGGAGAGGGGCGUGGAGCAGGAGGCAGAGGCAGUACCUGAUGAUUGGGAGGAUGAUGUAUAGAGUCGGUACACCUGUACAUACCAGGGUGAUGCUUAACCAUUGCUAGUAAGCAAUGAGGAGGUUUUGUAAGUUUAUUUGUAGUCUACAGAUCCCACAUGAUUAAGCUUAAUGGCUUCUGAGAUUCUCCGGUGUCCCAAACCAGCACUAACACCUGAAAUAUUACCAAAUUUAGAUAUUCCAGUAUCCUCGCUAUUCUCACAUAUCCCUGCCAGCUCUACCUGCUUCACCACAGCUUAUCCCCCUCACCACUCCUGUAUAUAAGUAGUAGCUUGCAUAUAUAUACAUAGAAAGACUCAUAGACCGCUUUCUGCAUGAUCUAGAAGCCUGUAUAGCCUGCAGUGCUAAUAUGUGCACCCCAGGAGGCCAG